Messenger RNA from Ochotona curzoniae (black-lipped pika), 2356 nucleotides. RefSeq names its product coiled-coil domain containing 30 (gene CCDC30). The transcript is spliced from 15 exons. Bases 34 to 2217 code for a protein of 727 amino acids. Lineage: Eukaryota; Metazoa; Chordata; Mammalia; Lagomorpha; Ochotonidae. The record is from RefSeq and is a predicted model, not a curated record.
UCAAGCACAUAGGAAGACAGAAAAGAGACCAGUAUGAAAGGCCAAGAAACCAUUAAAGCACAAGAUCUGAAUGAGAUAUUUAACAUGAGCCAAGAAAACAUUGAAAUAUUUGAAAGUAAUUUAACAGAAGAGAAAAAGAAGAGAAAGCAAUUGGCAUGCAGUCUUAAUUCUAUACAAAAGGCUCUGAGAGUUAAAAGUGAGGAAUUAGAAAAAUCAAAAUUGGAACUUACAUGCCUAUAUAAUGAAAUGCAAAGUCUUCCAGGGGCAGCAGACAGCAAAGGGCAUUUUUUAAUGGUAUAUGACCUGCUACAAAAGGAGAAUUCUGAAUUAGAGACAAAGGUCUUGAAGCUUUCACAACAAUUUGAAAAUUUAAAUCAUUUUACUCUUGGGGGAAAAACAGCAAAUUUGAUUACAAGUGAGAACACCUGUAAAGAUCUUGUGUCUAAAUUGUCAAUUUUGGAAAUAGAGACUCAAAACCCAAAGGAGGAGAGAGAGGAACUCUGUCCCACAUUAGGAGAAAGUGAACAGAAGGAAAUUGCAGAGGAGUCAGUACAGGAGGGUGUGGUCCUGAGAGAGAGGCAGGAGGAAGAGGACUGCCAGCAGAACCAAGAUGAGAAAGAUGCAGAAGAGCCGUUGAUCAUGAAGGCUGAGGAGGUGGUGAGGCUUAGACAAGAGCUGAGCCAUAUCGACCAGAGCCUGCUGCACUCCCAGAGCUCUGGGGAUAGUUCAGAUGACAGCUGUGCCCAGUAUCCACGAUCUGGAGAGAAACUGAAAUGCCAGCAGCAAGAGGAAGUACAACAACUGCGCCAAAAUUUGCACCGGCUCCAGAUCCUUUGCAACUCUGCUGAAAAAGAGCUGCAAUAUGAGCGAGGGAGGAACUUGGACCUAAAGCAGCAUAAUAGUUUACUGCAAGAGGAGGGCAUUAAGAUGAAAAUUGAACUACAGCAGGCCCAACAGAAGUUACUGGACAGCACGCGGACGUACUCCUCCCUCACGGCCGAGUGGAAGCAGUGUCAGCAGAAGAUCAAGGAACUGGAGCUGGAAGGACUCAAACAGGCUCAAAGCAUCAAAGCUCAGAGCACGCUACAGGAAAGGCUGGCUCAGGAGAAGGCGAAAGUCGCCAGUGCUGAGGAAAAGAUUUUGGAACUGCAGCAAAAACUAGAAUAUGCCCAGAAAGUCUGUCUCACAGACGCUUGUAUUUUGAGGAAGAAACAACUUGAAGAAAAGAUCAAAGACGCAAUAGAAAAUGAAGCUAAAGUGAAACAGCAGUAUCAGGAAGAGCAGCACAAGAGGAAACUCCUAGAUCAGAAUGUCAGUGAGCUCCAAAGGCAAGUGAAGACCUUACAGGACAAAGAGAACCACCUGGAAAUGACCAGUUACCAGCAACAAUCCAGAAUUCAGCAGCAAGAAGCCCUCCUCAAACAACUGGAAAACGAGAGAAGAAAAUCUGAAGAGCAUAUGAAGAACAACCAGGAAUUGUCAGAGAAGCUUUCUGGAUUACAACAAGAAAAGGAAGCACUUUGUGAAGAAUAUGGGCAAUUUUUGAAGCAGGUGGAUGUCCAUGUGAGGAACUAUAACAGGAAACAUCACCACAACAAACUCAAGCUUCAAAAAGUCAAGGAGCGUCUGCUUCAGAAAGUAGAACUCCGAGAGGAAAGAAUCAAACACCUUGAAAAUGAAAUCGGAACACUGCAACAGCAAAUGGAAAAGGAAAGGGCAUUGCAGGAGCAGGUCACGGCCCAGAAUGAUGCUCUGCUCCUGGAGAAAAGGAAGCUUCUGGAACAGGUCACUGAACAAGAAGAAGUGAUCCACAGCAACAAAUGCAUAAUAACUUCAAUCCAGAGCAGAGUUCUCUUCCUGGAUAAAGAAAACAAGCAAUUACAGGAAAACAGUCUCCGGCUCAUCCAGCAGAUCAGCCUCUUAGAGCGCGUGAUACGAAGCAUCAAGAUGCGUGGAGGGCAGGAAACAGAAAUCCCUGAACUUGAACUACUGAGCAAAAUACUGCCUUUACCAAACUCCAGUUUUCUAGGAACGGGUGGUUUGGGAAUCGGAAGUCCUCAAGAGACGGAAGAUCGCAUGUUACAAGCAGUAAUGGCAGUCCCAGAGUCGCCCGAGUCUCCUUCACGUUUGAAGAAUUCCAAAGCAGGACACACAACUGUCGGUUCUCUGAAACAGACACACAGCCUGCCAGAACAAGAACACAGCUCAGGACUAUAACCUCACAGGUGUCGAACGCUACACUGACCACACCUGCCGAGGUGCACUACGGCGUACAGGAUCACCACACAGCCCCACUGGACAUCAACCAAAAGUCUUCCAAGACUAUGAGUAUGUUCAUUAAACCACUUCAGAAAAA